Molecule: messenger RNA, 833 nt
Organism: Dibothriocephalus latus
Lineage: Eukaryota; Metazoa; Platyhelminthes; Cestoda; Diphyllobothriidea; Diphyllobothriidae
Source: the annotation of a GenBank genome assembly
GUUACGGUCUUUCGGGAAGUAAGCAGUCGGAGCUUACAGAGGAGGUGAGACUGUCAGACAAGAAACAAUGUCCCAGUUUAUGUCUGUGUGCCUGCGCUAAACGAAAACUCAGCUUCUUCGGAUGGUCUCCGGAACAACGCAAGUUUCUGCCUCCGAGUGCACUAAGCGAUGCAGCCAUUGCAAAGUGGCCGGAUGAGUAUACACUCUCUGAACCUGCUAUCUGCGUUCAAUUUUGUGGCCUUGAUGUCCUGAUGAUCGGUUUGCGCUCCGAAUAUCUGCGUUUAAGACUGAGCACUCGCGAGGUACAAGUUAUAACCACACCGAACAAACUCGCGGGCACUCUGAUGAGUCCCCUUCCCUACUGUCUGGACCAGGUUGUCUUUAAAAAAUACAAAAGCUCCGUCAACUCCAGUAGCCUACAUGGACUCUCAUCUUCCGAAGAAAAGUCCGAUGCUGAGAAUUCCACGAAUUCGGUCGAUCCUUCUUUAGAAUCCUCCUCGUGGAUGACUGGUUCUGCGGCACCAUUUGCCCUUGCCUCCGACGAUCAACUUUUUACCCUCCUACCAAACACCGGGUUUAUUGACGAAAAACCGGUUUUUCGGUGGUCCGGUAUUCCUCAGUGCUUUCAAGUCUGCCCACCCUACCUACUCGCCGGCCUAACCAAAGCCCUCGAGGUCUGGAGUUUGGACCCCUAUGAACAGACUCAGACGCUGCCAAUACCCAGCGUUCGAGCGAUGUGCUACAAUAAUGGCUGGCUUUAUGUCACUGCACCAGCUGCCUCGCCCUCCGUUUCUGGUCUUGCAUCACCCGGUGGCAGUCCCGUGACUACCUCC